Messenger RNA from Adineta steineri, 1359 nucleotides. NCBI's taxonomy places the organism in Eukaryota, Metazoa, Rotifera, Eurotatoria, Adinetida, Adinetidae. The record is from the annotation of a GenBank genome assembly.
AUGCGAAAUCUAUUCAUAGGUCUCUUUUUUUACUUAUCUUCGUUAGUUUGUACUCAGUUUGGUUAUUUAACUCAAAGUUAUUGUUUGGAUGAAAUUGAAAGCAGUACAUUAUCACUUAAAUGUCCAAAUAAUCAAUUAAUUAAAUUAGGUCGUGUUAUAUAUGGUUAUUCAUGGUCAAAUGAAUGUUCAUAUAAUGAUAAAGAUUGUACAAUGGAUGUGCCACGCGAAGAUAUUAUUUGUUCAUCAAUAAGAAAUUGUACAGUUCAUGUUGUUGAAUAUCCAUUAAUAUUACAAGAUUGUUGGAAUUUAGCUGCAUCUUAUGUUCAAGCUGAAUAUGAAUGUAUUACAGAAUAUUCAUUACAAAAUAUUUGUCAGUCACAAGAUAUAACAUUAUCACAUGGUUUUCUUUCAACACCUAAUUAUCCAAAUGGAUUUGUAUCAAAUCUUAAUUGUUUAUGUACAUUAUAUACAUCAUCAAGUCAUUCAAUUGUUCUUGAAAUCAUAGAUUUUCAUUUACCAACUUGUGCUGAAGCUGGUCUUAAUCUUUGGUUUGGACAAAAUUUUCAAACAAAAUGUUUGACAGAUAAUCCAGUUAUACUUAUUGGAAAUAUUCAACAAAAUGUUACAUUUCGAUUUUAUACAUUAAAAAAUAUAAAUCAAGGUGGAUUUUUAAUGAAAUAUUCUCUUUCACCAGAAUCAAAUAAUGCUACUCUUCGAUUACAAUGUUAUGCAACAUCACUUUCAAAUUCAUCGACAAUAUCCAAUAAUUUCAUAUCAAAAAAAUCUUCUGUACAAAUUCAAAAUACCGUGAAUGAAGAAUUAGUUGUUACUAAUUCGAAUAAUUUAUCAAAACGAUUACGAUUGAUUUCAUCGACGAUUGAAACUGAAAAAGAAAUUUUAUCAAUUAAUAAACAACAACUAUCACAAAAUUUAUUACCAAAUACAACAUCAUCUCCACGUUUAAAUAUGACUUUAAUUAUUAUAUUCACUGUAGUUGUUAUUGUGUUUUUAAUUGUUAUCAAUGUUCUCAUUUGGUUUAUAUGUACUUCAAAAUCAAAGAGUUCGAAAUCUACAUCAUCUCUUCAAAAAUUAUGUUCUCAUCAAGCAACUGUAAAUAAUGAGAUAAAUCCAUCAAAUCGUUUAAAGACUCUUCAUUCAUUAUUAUAUAGUGAUCAUAAAACUGCAAAUGCUGAUCCAAUACCAACCAAUUCUCAUCGUGAUAUUGAUUCCGUUUUAUCCGAAUAUCAUAUACCAACAAAUUCAUCAUCCAUAAAUCUUAAUCAUGGUUUUAUUAUAACAUCAAAAUCAAAUCAAUUAAAGGAAGAACCAAGACAAAUUCAUUCUUGGGAUGAUAUUUAA